This is a messenger RNA of Sinocyclocheilus rhinocerous, 693 nucleotides long. RefSeq lists its product as uncharacterized. The transcript has 3 exons. The annotation marks the transcript as partial. Lineage: Eukaryota; Metazoa; Chordata; Actinopteri; Cypriniformes; Cyprinidae. The record is from RefSeq and is a predicted model, not a curated record.
AUGAUUGUACAGACACCAGAUUCUCAAGUUCUAGCCCCUGUCCACAGAGCCACUGCAGAUGUGUCCAGUCCCGCUCAGCCAUGCAGUAUUGUCUCCACUGCUCAUUCUGGGGCAUUAUUGCAAGGUCCAUCUGUAGUUCCGCUUCCUCGUUUGUGGUCGGAGACCUUGCCACCAGAGGAUCACAAGUGGAUUGGCAAAAGGCUUUUCAAAAUGGGAUCCAAGGGAAAGCCAGGGCUUCGUGAUAACCUCCAGCUCUGGUAUUACCCACCACAGCCAGCACUUAUUUACAAUCAGGCUCCAGCUCCAGACAGAUUCUUUUGUCAUUCUCUUCUGCUGUGGAUGCCGUACAAGCUGUGGAGGGUUAAGGUUCUCUGUCCCAAUCCUGCCUGUGGACAACAUCAGCUGACAAGGUCACGGCAGGUUCUAGACAUUGACAGAACGUACAACAUGGUCACAGAAACCCUCAUCUGUACCAAGUGUAGAGCCUCGCAUGUGUCCUGGAGUCAGACUGUCCUGCAGCAGCUAGAUCUGGGCCAUCGCUCUGAGUUUCAGGUCAUCCUCACGCGGAAGUACGCCUGUGAUAUGCGGGUCAUCCGGCUCCUGCGUGAGCGUGGCUUAGGUAACAGCCCCACGCGGGUGAACAAGCAGUUGGCCCAGUACACCACCCAAUGUGUUGACUUCCUCAAUCAACCC